Messenger RNA from Pneumocystis carinii B80, 563 nucleotides. RefSeq lists its product as hypothetical. The coding region runs from base 42 to 518 and encodes 158 amino acids. The record is from RefSeq and is a predicted model, not a curated record. Gene Ontology annotation, biological process: mRNA splicing, via spliceosome; mRNA 5'-splice site recognition; spliceosomal snRNP assembly. Gene Ontology annotation, cellular component: U1 snRNP; nucleus. Gene Ontology annotation, molecular function: pre-mRNA 5'-splice site binding; zinc ion binding. The transcript is spliced from 6 exons. NCBI's taxonomy places the organism in Eukaryota, Fungi, Ascomycota, Pneumocystomycetes, Pneumocystales, Pneumocystaceae.
AAUAUAUUUAUCUUAGUUAAAGAUUUAGUUAAUAUUUUAAGAUGCCACGUUAUUAUUGUGAUUAUUGUGAUGUAUUUUUAACACAUGAUUCAGCAUCAGUUAGAAAAGCCCAUAAUGCAGGGAAAAAUCAUCUUACUAAUGUUCGUGAAUAUUAUCAAGAAAUCGGGCAUGAAAAGGCACAAAAUGUGAUUGAUUCGAUAACUAAAGCCUAUGAGAAUCAGCCGGUUAUGUUACCAUUACCAGGAAUGUUUCCUCCUAUGAUUGCAGGAAUGCCACCUCUACCAAUGCCAGGACUUCCAGGACCAUUACCUCCACAUCCAGGUAUGCUUGAUACAGCAUUACCACCACCUAUUCCAGGAAUGCCAUUUCCACCGCCAUUUGUACCUCCUCCACGUUUAAAUUUACCAUUCCCUGGAGGAUUUGUUCCACCAUCAGUACCGCCACCAGGCAUACCUCAAAUUCAGCCGAGUCAGCAACCUCCAGCAUUUCUACCUCAAAAUACACCGCAUUCAGGCUAAUUUAACAAUUUCUUGAUUAAAUUAUUUCACAAAAAAAACAUAAUU